UGUUCAUUGACUGCUAAGAAAUUUCAACCUCAGUCCUCCACGAAGAAACGCAAUAUGGUAUGCAGUCAACUUGUUUCGCGGCUGGGACGUCGCGUCUUAUCCCCUCCACUCUACCAAAUUACGAGCAGCUUAUUGCCCGGCCGUGUGUAUCCGGGUUUUAGGAGAACUAUGCAGACUAAGUCACGGGCAAAUCAGGGCAAAGUUCUGAUGGUCCUGUACCCUGGCGGCCAGCACGCGAAGGAUCAACCCGAGCUCGUCGCAUGCGUUGAGAAUGAGCUUGGUCUCCGAGAGUGGAUUGAAGAACUGGGGCACAAGCUUGUCAGCACCGCUGACAAGGAUGGCGAGGCCUCCGAGUUUGACAAGCAGUUGGAAGACGCUGAGGUGAUUGUCACUACUCCAUUCCACCCUGGAUACCUGACCGCCGAGCGUCUGUCCAGAGCCAAGAAUCUCCGGCUUGCAGUCACUGCUGGCAUUGGAUCUGACCACAUCGACCUGGACGCUGCGAAUAAGGCCAAUGGAGGCAUUACUGUCGCCGAAAUCACAGGUUGCAACGUGGUGUCUGUUGCAGAGCAUGUGGUUAUGACUAUGCUCGUCCUGAUGAAGAACUUUGUCCCAGCUCAUGACAUGAUCAGGGAGGGACGAUGGGAUGUUGCCGAGGUUGCCAAGAACAACUAUGAUAUCGAGGAUAAGGUUGUGGGCACCGUUGGAGCCGGCCGUAUUGGAGAACGAGUCCUGCGGCGCCUGGCACCCUUUCAUUGCAAGGAACUACUAUACUUUGACUAUCAGCCUCUCUCGUCUGAGGUUGAGAAGGACAUCGGCUGCCGUCGUGUCGAAAGUCUUGAGGAGAUGGUUUCUCAGUGUGAUAUUGUCAAUAUCGAGUGUCCCCUCUACGCCGAGACUCGAGGACUCUUUAACAAAGACCUCAUCGCCAAGAUGAAGCCAGGCUCUUAUCUUAUUAAUACCGCUCGUGGGGCUAUUGUCGACGCUCAAGCCGCCUCAGAUGCCCUGAACAGCGGCCACAUCCGGGGUAUAGGCGGUGACGUGUGGUUCCCCCAACCGGCUCCAAAGGACAACCCUCUCCGAUAUGCUGAGCAUCCUUGGGGUGGAGGGAAUGCCUGGGUGCCUCAUAUGUCGGGAACAUCUUUGGACGCACAGAAGCGUUAUGCCGCUGGUGUGAAGACUGUACUAAGCGCUUAUUUCUCGGGUCGUGAGGACUACCCACUGGAGGACUUGAUCUGCCACAAGGGAGAUUACGUCACAAAGGCCUACGGCCAACGGGUCAAGGAGGCCUGA
Molecule: messenger RNA, 1293 nt
Organism: Fusarium falciforme
Lineage: Eukaryota; Fungi; Ascomycota; Sordariomycetes; Hypocreales; Nectriaceae
Product: Formate dehydrogenase
Exons: 5
Coding region: 55-1293 (412 amino acids)
Cellular component (GO): cytosol
Molecular function (GO): oxidoreductase activity, acting on the CH-OH group of donors, NAD or NADP as acceptor; formate dehydrogenase (NAD+) activity; NAD binding
Source: RefSeq, a predicted model, not a curated record